This is a messenger RNA of Xyrauchen texanus (razorback sucker), 5503 nucleotides long. RefSeq names its product calcineurin subunit B type 1-like. The transcript has 6 exons. Lineage: Eukaryota; Metazoa; Chordata; Actinopteri; Cypriniformes; Catostomidae. Bases 220 to 732 code for a protein of 170 amino acids. The record is from RefSeq and is a predicted model, not a curated record. Gene Ontology annotation, molecular function: calcium-dependent protein serine/threonine phosphatase regulator activity; calcium ion binding.
UCUUCUCUCGCUACCACCAAUUCAACCCACUGCCUCUUCCCCCUCCGCCUCGGACCUGCUGGAGUCACUGCAGUGAAUCCGUCGACUGAAAGACUGAGAAGGAAAAUCCGAGCGAUUCCGAUCGCCGACUUUGCUCAGAAAAAACAACCGACAGCACAAAAGCAGACCCAUUAAAUUUAGUAGGAUUCUGUACAAGCCGCAGAAGACCCGACCGACAGAAUGGGAAACGAGGCGAGUUAUCCCUUGGAGAUGUGCACACACUUUGACGGUGAUGAGAUUAAAAGACUAGGAAAGCGGUUUAAGAAACUCGACCUGGAUAACUCUGGUUCUCUCAGCGUGGAGGAGUUUAUGUCUCUACCUGAGCUACAGCAGAACCCACUGGUGCAGCGAGUCAUCGAUAUAUUCGACACAGACGGCAAUGGAGAAGUGGACUUCAAAGAAUUCAUUGAGGGCGUCUCUCAGUUCAGCGUCAAGGGCGACAAGGAACAAAAGCUCCGCUUUGCAUUUAGGAUAUAUGACAUGGAUAAGGAUGGCUACAUAUCCAACGGAGAGCUGUUCCAAGUGCUGAAGAUGAUGGUAGGGAACAACUUAAAAGACACUCAGCUUCAGCAGAUCGUCGACAAAACUAUCAUCAAUGCAGACAAGGACGGAGAUGGGAGGAUAUCAUUUGAGGAGUUCUGCGCUGUGGUUGGCGGCUUAGACAUUCACAAAAAAAUGGUGGUGGACGUGUAAAGAGAUGGACAGGCCCUUCACCGAACACCCUGUUUUUCACUGCCUGUGAAUCAGCUGCAGAUGUUCCGCUAACACGCUCUCUCUCUCUCUCUGUCGCUCUUUUUCUCUCUCUCAAUGGAAGUAUUUCUCUGAAUGAUGUCUCUGUUCACGCCUGUACUUCCUGAGCCUUGUGACGUCUGCCAUCAUAAGUGUUAUAGAGCACGAGAGUCUUCUGUCCAAAUUCUCGGGUAUAUAAGGACAGUCGGAGAGACGACUUCUGUUUAUUGCCGAGCUAUUCAGUUUGAUGGUGAAGAGAGGAGAGUGUGUGUGUGUAUGCAUGCAUUAUUGUGUGCGUGUGUUCAAGUGUUUGUGUAUGCAUGCAAGUUCUUUUAUUUUUUUUUAUUUUGGUCCUGUCUUUUUAAAAAUGCAUUAGGUCUACAGGGAAUACGUGUAUGUGAGCAAGAUAUAUGACUUGAGACUCAGUGCAAAACGCUUCAAGCAUGAAGUGCCAAUGUAAACACGUGGGAUUUAAUAAUAGCUGAUAUUUAAAUCACUAUCUGAUGUUCAUGUAAUAGGGAGAUUCAAAAGAUACACCAACACAAGGUUAUUAACAGGCUUAUUGCUUUUUUCCCAAACAUUUUGAGAAAAAAGAAUUUUGGUUUGCUUCUGAUCUGAUUGCUUCUAAAAAAAAAUGCUGAUUUGAUUAAGAUUUUCUACCGUGUGUGUGUGUGUGUGUGUGUGUGGUAAUAUUGUCAGGGAGUUCAUCUCAGUCUUGCUUUCUGAUAAAGUAGACUAGGAACAAAGCGAAUAUAUUUGAAGUUGUGCACAUAUAUAUAUAUAUAUAUGUAUGUAUGGUUUACUUCUAAGACUUUUAUUUGGGGGUUUGAAUAUUGUAAAGCAUUGUAAAGAUCUUAGUAGCUCAUAUUUGUAUCUUAGGGUUAUAAGAACUAAUUACGCGUUUUGUGGGUUUGGGAUUUUUUUAAGCUUUAAUCGAGUCCUUUCGCAGUACGUCAUCUAAAAUGUAUCAUGAGUAGACAAAACCAGAUCUGACUGACCUUCUGGAAUUUCCUCACAUCAAGUUUCUUUCUUUUCUUCUGUCAUUUCAAUUUAAAUGCAGAUUGAUGUGACUCAAUUGUUUAACAAAAGAGAGACCAAACUUAAUGCUGUCAAUACGGAUUAAUGAACACGCCACAUUUUCCCAUGCAAACCGCCAUCUGCCGCCAGCUGUUGCAAGGUGAUGGCUCUUAAAUGUCUUUCCCAAAGACCCCUGAGGUCUUGUUGGGUGCUUGCAUGAAACGGGAGUGUUUCGCUCUCUUUUUUGCUUUCUGUUGGGCAUGUAGAUCUGGUUUUAUGACGGGAAAGAACUACUGUAAAGGUUUGAAAUUCAGAUUUUGAUUGCCUAUAAACCAGCUAUGCGCUGUCGUAGACAUGUUAAUAAUGUUGCAUUUUAUUCUUCAUGAUCUGUGAAUACAGAUGACAUCCUCCUCCGCUCUGCAGUGGGUCAUUUGAAUUUUACAACUCUUCAUUUUCUAAUGCAACUAGCUUCAAAAUUUGAACACCUAGAAGACUGAAACCCCUCUCAUCUUCAGAGCAGGUUGUUUUCCUGUCAACCCUUUUUAAGUCCUUGAGACGGGACGGUGACAAAGCGCUAAAACUGGCAAUCUAGAUGGGUCAUAGUAGGCUCAAAUUGACCUACAUGAUUUGUGGAUUUUUUCACAGAUCAGUUUUUGUCUCUUAACCCUUUUUUGAGUUCUGGAGUCAACCGUUUACCUGUGUUAUAGGCUUUGAGCGGUCACAUUCUUGAAACCCGUGAUAAUUAUGAUAGAGAAACUCUGGUUUCACACAAAACUGGAUUUUUGAAAACUUUCACAUAUUGGUUUGACUCAGUUUGAUGGUUUCAUGCAUAUUGGCAUUGUGAAAAAUGUAUUUCUAAGCCAUAAAACCAAUAAACUUGACCAACUAGACGGGUCACACUAGGCUCAAUAGACCAUCCUGAUUUGUGAAUAUCUUGACAGUACAGUUUUUGUCAUUUAACCCUUUUUUGAAUCCUUGAGUCAACAGUUUAAGAGUUAUAGGCAUAGGGAUGUAAUUGCUCUGUGUUUUAGUCUUUGCCAUUCAUUACCUAUGGUGGGUCAAAAAUUACCUGGAGCACUACGAGUGUUGUCACGUGACUUAAACUCAUUGAAUACAGUCCAAUUUUUUUUGUGUUUAGAUGGCAAAUUAAAGAAAAUGUAACCAAGCCUUGGCCCACCGAGAUUAAUCAAAAUGAGUCCCAAACACCGCACAAGGGUUAAACUAAAUGACUAGCUAGUUGACGUAUCAUCCAUUUAAAAAUUGUAUUUGUCAACAACAAACCAAAGCCAUCAGACUUGAGUCUAGAGUGACCCGUCUAUGUGCCCAUUUAUUUAUUUAUUUGUUAUAGAGUUUUAGGUCUUUUGUCAUUUUUUUUGUCUUACAUCCUUAAUUUUUCACAAUGCCAAUAUGCAAGACACCAUCAAUCUGAGUCAAAUCAAUCUGAAAGUUUUCACAAAGCCUUUGACCUCUCAAAGCCUAUUACACAGAUUUUUUAGGUAAAGUGUUGAAUCCAGAAAUGUAAGUGCAGCGUAGUUCUAGCGGGAAGACUAGCAGCUGUACAUCAUCGCACCAUUAGCUGGGUAAUUCCUAGCCAAUCACAUGUAAGCCAUUGCUUUAUAAGUCGGCUCACAAUCUAUCACAUUGCUGUUUUAGUGUGCUAACACGGCACCCUCCUCCACCCCACCACCUCCUGUUGAGUCCCGUCCUGCAUGGGGGUAGGCUCCUCGACCCUGCCUCCUAUCUCCGGCAGGAUAUGACGGUUUCUAGUACAACUAGGACCGCCAGACGGGCCUAUGCCAAAGAGAGACAUUACUUUUCUGUUUUAUAUUCAUCAAAUAAAUGUCAACUUAAAUCUCACUCAAGUCUGCAAGUCUUCCUGAUAGAACUCAAAAACUGGUUAAGAGACAAAAUCUUCUCCAAUCAUCAAGAGGUAGAGCAGGAAGACACAAUAACAUGCGACCAAAUGUGAUUGGGAAAGUUUUCACAAAUCAGGCUUUAUCAAAUACAAGUGAAUUAGCAUCAACACAGACUGUGUGAUUGCUGGAAAUGUGAAAAGUGAAGAGCGCUUAUUUGUCACGUCCCGACUCGUGGGCUUAAAAAGGGCUGACAGGAAAACAAACUGCUGUGAAAAAAUUCACAAAUCUAACAGGUCAAGAUGAGAGGGGUUUCCAGUCUUCUAGGUGUUCAACUUUUGAAGCUAUUUGGAUUAGAAAAUGAAGAGUCGGCAAAUUUAAAUGACCGACUGCAGAGCGGAGGAUGAUGUCCUCUGAAUUCACAAAUCUUGAAGAAUAAAAUGGAACAUUAUUUACGUCUAAAUCAAAGUCUGAAUUUCAAACCACAAACUAUCUUUACCGAUUUGGGAAAAGAUUCUCUUGUUUACAUAAAAUCGUAAUAUUGAGAGAUUAUAAUCUGAAUGACAGUUACAUAUAAAUAUAUGGAUGUUGCCAAACUUGUGGUAAAUGUUUAAAUAUGUAAAUGAGUUUAACAGGAGUUUAUUCACUACAUUUAUCCAUAAUAAUAAUUAUUGUUGUUCUGAAAAGAAAUGUGUGAGUUAUUUAGGAUUGGUUUCACUCACAGCAAAACUUCAUUUCCCUCUCCUUGAACUGAUAAAAGGAGUAGGGGUUGUGUUUAUUUUAUUUUAUGUCUCUCUUUCAGUUCAUGAUUGGGUUGAAUUGUUUUGUACAGAAUAUGUCUUUAUAGUGCUCAUUGCUUUUGGUUUUGUAUUCCUUUAGCUGGGGUCAAACAGCCAUCUGUAUAACUUUGGCGUGGCCUCGGUGGGAGAGCGGGGUGGGGUUUCACUUUUAGGUCAAACAUUUUGUUUCUUAAUUUCUCUCCAUGCUGCGUCAUACACUGUGGAAACUAAUUGAAAUGUCUUUCAUGAAAAUGAGAAAUAAAAUAGUUGAGACUUGUUGUGCAAAACUGUUGUCCAUGCUAUUAUUAGGUUGCCAUUUUGGGAAAAGUAGGCAACAUUUAGAAGAUAAUGUCUCUAUCCUACAUCACAUGUAAAGCUCACAAUACACCAAUGAGCCAAAACAUUAUGGACAUUGCCCAAUUUGCUGUUUGUCCUGAGGGUGCCUCCAAAACAACUCUGACCCGUCAAGACAUGGACUCUACAAGACCCCUGAAGGUGUCCUGUGAUAUCUGGCACCAAGACGUUAGCAGCAGAUCUUUCAAGUCCUGUAAGUUGCAAUGUAGGGUCUCUAUGGAUCAGACUUGUUGGCCCAGUACAUCUCACAGAUGCUCAAUCGGAUUGAGAUCUGGGGAAUUUGGAGGCCAGGACAACACCUUGAACUCUUCAUCGUGUUCCUCAAACCAUUCCUGAACAACAUGUGCAGUUGGGAGGGUGUUUUUCCUGAACCGUCUGUGAGUAGUGCUGAUUUUUUAAACUGUUUUCAUGCUAAAUGGAUCUAAUUCUACAGUGGAAGACCAUAAUUAUUAGGUGAAACAUGUACAGUAGUGAGAUGAUUUAUCACGUUUUAAAUGAACUGUAUAAAGAUUUUCCUCUGUCCUGCAUUUCACUUUCUUUUGAGUGUCUUUGCAGAAUGUGCAUGUCUUCCCUUAUGGGGAAAUGGUGAUUUGGAAAAAGUGUGGGCAUUAAUUAAUUUUCAGUUAAAUGUAUUUGUACAGCUAGUGCUUUUAAUAAUACAUACUGUUUUAUAGUUGCUUUACAGAGAACAUUGAUUUUGUGUACAAUGUUUAUAAUGUAUGUCCUAAUAAA